Chinchilla lanigera (long-tailed chinchilla) is the source of this 1217-nucleotide messenger RNA. It is a transcript of the gene Rpusd3, whose product is annotated as RNA pseudouridylate synthase domain containing 3. Gene Ontology annotation, biological process: pseudouridine synthesis. The transcript is spliced from 9 exons. Gene Ontology annotation, molecular function: pseudouridine synthase activity; RNA binding. The coding region runs from base 16 to 1023 and encodes 335 amino acids. The record is from RefSeq and is a predicted model, not a curated record. Lineage: Eukaryota; Metazoa; Chordata; Mammalia; Rodentia; Chinchillidae.
GCGCAGCAAGAGAGCAUGGGGGCGGGGCUAGAUGCGCACGCGCACAGCGCCUCCCGGGAAAUGGGCGCGCUCGUGGCGUGGGGUCGGGGCGUGGGUGGCUGGCGGCUGGCGCUGGGAGCCCGCUUGCCGCCCUGGGACGCAGGCUUCUGCACUGAGCCCGGGCUUCAGUCGUGGCGCGGCGGCGACCGCGAGGCGCUGCUGCUCGAGCUGCGGGCCGCCGUGGUGGAGCACAGAGGACCUCUGGUGACGCUGAACAAGCCGCAGGGUCUGCCGGUGACAGGAAAACCUGGAGAGCUGACGUUGCUCUCCGUGUUGCCAGACCUGAGCCAGUCCCUGGGUUGUCCGAGCCUCCAGGUGAUCCGAGCGCCGGGGAAGGAGACUUCUGGGCUUGUGCUCCUUUCCACUUGUCCCCAGACAGCGAGCCGUCUCCAGAAGUUCUUCAUCCGCUCGAGGAGAGCCCACAGGCCCACAGCCACAUACUGGGCGGUUACCAAUGGGAUCCCGGAUGCUUCUGAGGGGCAGAUCCUCGCAGCGCUGACACUGCAGCACAUUGGUGGUGUCAGUGUCGUGAUUCCGGUGAAGUGCCCAUCUCGAAGGGACCUCUUGGAGGGUGUCAAGAGGACCCUCAGCCACUUCCGUGUAAUGGCCACAGGCUCUGGCUGUGCCCUGAUCCAGCUGCAGCCCCUCACAUUGUUCCCCAGUCAGCUGCAGGUACACAUGAUGCUGCAGCUCUGCCCUGUGCUUGGGGACCACACCUAUUCUGCUCGAGCGGGCACUGUCCUGGGCCAGCGCUUUCUGUUGUCUGCUGAGAACACUAAGCCUCAAAGACAGGCCCUGGAUGAUGCCCUCCUCAGACGCCUCCACCUGACCCCUGCCCAGGCCGCACAGCUGCCCUUGCACCUGCACCUGCACCAGCUGCUCCUCCCCGGCAGCAGGCCUGCCGAUGCACCCAUCGAGCUGCGGGCACCCCUGCCUCGGUAUUUCUCCAGGACCCUGCAGUGUCUGGGGCUCUGCCAGCAGUAGUCCCCUCUGUGUUGCCCCCAGAAAGCAGGGGAUGGAGGCCUCUGGCCAGGCCCAAAGGAUGGGGUCACUGUCAGCUGCUGUAAGGCCAUGGCUUACGUCCCAGAUAUGUGUCUAGGCAAAUCUGAGAACAGGUUUUGGGAUGUCAGGUGGGUGACUGCUCUGUGGACUUGAAAUAAUAAAAGGUUCUAACCUCA